CAUGCUUAUCCCAAAUCCCACUCAAAUUCCACUACACUUAAGUCAUGUCUAAGAUUCAACUCUAUAGCUGAUCUAUCUCCCAUACAUAUACCUGUCAUCAUCUCCUAAUCUCUAUAUAUACACAUUAUACACUCAAAUAUCCAUCUAUCAUUCUUCAUCAUCCCUUCUCCGCCGCUUCUCUCUCUUCUCUCUCUCUCACUACAUCAUGAAGAAAUCAUCAUCCAACUCCAACCAAGGACUAGUCACCGAUGCCAUUCGAGCUGUGAUUAUGGCGUUGGUGGUGAUAAUCUUCAUAGGAUAUAUCUUCAUCUGGUUCAUGACUCCUACUAAUCUCUACCGAAAAAAAUGGCUUCCUCUCAUGAGAAUCAAAGCUAAUUCAACUUACUUUGGAAAUCAAGGUCCUGUCAUAUUAGUUUACACUUUUCCAGUGCUAUUGGUUGCUAUCAUGAGUGGUGUCUAUCUCCACUUGGGGACCAAAAAUAAUAACAAUCUCCAAAGUGAGAAUGAGAAAACCAAGUCGAUAAUUCGGUUAGGAGCUGCAUGGAAGCGGCCCAUGGUUAUGAAAGGGCUCGGAAUCGUGUCUCGUAUAGAGUUUGCUUUCUUUGUUAUGUUCAUCGCUCUCCUCACUUGGUCUCUCUCCACCUAUUUGCACAAUUCCUUUGCGACUAUCACUACAAAGUCGCUUCAAAAGUCUGGCCAUAAGAUGUGGGAAGCAAAGUUGGAGAAUGCGGGUCUAAGGCUAGGGCUUGUUGGGAAUAUAAUAUUGUCGUUUCUCUUCUAUCCGGUUACUCGAGGAUCAUCCAUUCUCCCCAUAAUCGGGCUGACAUCGGAAUCCAGCGUUAAGUACCACAUAUGGCUCGGCCACCUCACUCUUAUCUUCUACACCGCACAUGGAAUUUGCUAUAUAGUAUAUUGGGCCGCCACAAACCAAUCAUCCGAGAUGUUGAAAUGGGCAAAGCAUGAUAUAUCAAACCUAGCCGGAGAGAUAGCUUUGUUGUGUGGGUUGGCAAUGUGGGUGACCGCGAUUCCUCGAAUAAGACGAAAGGCGUUUGAGCUCUUCUUCUACACACACCAACUUUAUGCUCUUUUCGUCAUCUUCUUUGUGUUACACGUUGGCCUUGCCUUUCCUUGUAUAAUGCUUCCGGGGUUCUUUCUCUUCCUCGUAGACCGUUUUCUUCGUUUCUUGCAGUCAAGAAGUUCCGUUAGAUUGGUUUCCGCUAGACUCCUUCCAUGUGAUGUUGUGCAACUCGACUUCUCCAAGACCCGAGGUCUAAAUUAUAAUCCUACAAGCAUAAUGUUCUUGAAUGUGCCUAGCAUCUCCAAGAUGCAAUGGCAUCCUUUCACCGUCGCCUCCAGCAGCAGCCUCGAACCCGAGAAAUUAAGCGUUAUCAUUAAAUGUGACGGAAACUGGUCAAGAAAGCUUUUUAAGACGCUCUCUAAUAAGUCUAUGGUUGAUCGACUCGAUGUUGCCAUAGAAGGACCUUAUGGACCCGUUUCAAACCGCUUUCUAAGUCACAAUGCUCUGAUAAUGGUGAGCGGAGGGAGUGGCAUAACCCCGUUCAUCUCCAUAAUAAGAGAGCUCAUUUUCCUUAGCGAAACCCUAAAAACACCCGAAAUCCUCCUCAUCGCUGUAUUCAAAAACUCUUCCGACCUUACAAUGCUAGAGCUCAUGCUUCCAUGUUCUGGUUCUCCUACAUUUCCCUCCAACUUCAACCUCAGAAUCGAGGCCUAUGUCACCCGACAGAAACAACCGCCACCACCCGGAACCCUAACAAAAGCAUCUGUUCAAACCGUGUAUCUCAAACCAGCCCCCUCGGAUGCUCCCAUCUCUCCCGUUCUCGGGCCCAACAGUUGGCUGUGGCUUUCGGUCAUCAUAUGUUCAUCCUUCGUAAUGUUCCUCAUCUUCAUGGGGAUUAUGACCCGAUACUACAUAUACCCGAUCGAUCACAACACUAAUCAUAUUUACUCUUAUACUUCCCGGGCUCUUCUCAACAUGGUUAUCAUAUGCGCAUCAAUUUCAGUCACUGCGAGUGCAGCGUUUUACUGGAACAAGAAGCAGCUCGCUCGAGAUACAAAUCAAAUCCUGAACGUUGAAGGAGCAACGCCGAUGGCUUCACCCUGCUUCAAUGUUGGAGCUGCGGAAAGGGAAUUGGAGUCUCUUCCUCAUGAAUCACUUCUCGAGUCCACAACAGUUCACUAUGGUGAAAGGCCUGAUCUUAAGAGAAUUUUGUUCGAGAGGAAAGAGAGGAGCAUUGGAGUUCUAGCGUCUGGGCCGAGGCAAAUGCGUGGAGAGGUGGCUCGAAUAUGUUCAGCCGGCCUGGAAGAUAACCUUCACUUUGAGUCCAUUAGCUUCAGUUGGUGAUCUCUAUGAAAAUGAUGAUCAAUCCUGUUAAUUACUUUUGUGUUUAUGUUUACAACUUUUAAAAAGAGGAAAAUAGAAUUCCUCUUCGUAUGUUUAAGAUAGGUUCAUACAUAAAUAAUGUUUCACCCGACAUAAAGAAAAUAAAAGAGAAGUACUUGCGCUAGUUGAAAA
This is a messenger RNA of Impatiens glandulifera, 2533 nucleotides long. Its product is annotated as ferric reduction oxidase 2-like. Gene Ontology annotation, molecular function: oxidoreductase activity. The coding region runs from base 206 to 2362 and encodes 718 amino acids. The record is from RefSeq and is a predicted model, not a curated record. The transcript is spliced from 8 exons. Gene Ontology annotation, cellular component: plasma membrane. NCBI's taxonomy places the organism in Eukaryota, Viridiplantae, Streptophyta, Magnoliopsida, Ericales, Balsaminaceae.